UGUUAGUUUUUGCCGCACAUUUUUUUUUUGCGUGUAGGUAGGCAUGUGAUAAUUUCCGUCAGUAGUCAGAAAUUUGGAAAAUUCUUUUUAAAAAACCCCAAAAAAUAAGUUUCGGCCAGCCUGCAACUCAAAAUUUCCAGUUAUGCGUGAAAUCGUUACUCUUCAUCUUGGACAAUGUGGCAACAAAAUCGCCCAGACAUUCUGGGAAACUAUCUGCGAGGAGCACUGCCUAAACGAGCGCGGCCAGUUUAUAGGGAAACACUUUCUGCCACUUCAACGGAUCAACGUGUACUUUGAGGAAGCUCCCUGCUGCAAUUUAGUACCAAGGGCAAUCUUCGCCGAUCUGGAGCCGGGUGCGAUGGUCGGUUUGAAAUGCAGCCGCUUCGGGCAGCUCUUUUCCCCGGAAAGUAUGGUCAACGGGAUGCUAGGAGCUGGGAACAAUUGGGCCCGAGGCUACCACACGGAAGGCGCCGAAAUGUUGGACAGGAUCAUGAAUGUGGCCCGAAAAAUGGUGGAAGGUUGUGAUUGUUCCCAGGGGUUCCAAAUGGUGCAUUCGAUUGGCGGUGGAACCGGAUCCGGAUUGGGAACAUUGAUGAUGGAGAAUCUGAAGGAUGAAUAUGGAUGAGUAUAAUUUUUAAUUUCUUUAUUUCUAUAAUUUUACGGUAAGAUACUUUAAUAACACUAUAUAUG
Aedes aegypti (yellow fever mosquito) is the source of this 690-nucleotide messenger RNA. Its product is annotated as tubulin beta-2 chain-like. The record is from RefSeq and is a predicted model, not a curated record. Gene Ontology annotation, biological process: microtubule cytoskeleton organization; mitotic cell cycle. Gene Ontology annotation, cellular component: microtubule; cytoplasm. Gene Ontology annotation, molecular function: structural constituent of cytoskeleton; GTP binding. The transcript has a single exon. The coding region runs from base 143 to 625 and encodes 160 amino acids. Lineage: Eukaryota; Metazoa; Arthropoda; Insecta; Diptera; Culicidae.